CCGCUUCCUGUCCGUAGAUCGCAGUGGCCUCGCUCACGGUGCCGCCGCUUCGUGUGUUUGUUUAUUUCAGGAUUAUUUGACCUAAAAACGGGAGAAAUGUCGGGGAUCGACGCCCUCAACAUGAAGCUGCCCGCCAUCCAGUCCACGGCGGGAGCGGUGCCCGUGAGGAACGAGAAAGGGGAGCUCUCCAUGGAGAAGGUGAAGGUGAAGCGUUACAUCUCGGGCAAACGCCCCGACUACGCCCCGAUGGAGUCGUCCGACGAAGAGGACGAAGAGUUUCAGUUUGUGAAGAAAUCCAGAGAACAAGAAACGGAGACGGAAGAAACUGAGACGGAAGUGUCCGACCCGAGGCUCAAGAGACUCAUGAACCGCAGCAGCGAGGGCCACGAGGAGAGGUACCAGAGGCACCGGGCCAUCGUGGAGCCGGAGGUGGUGGCUGAGAGCAGCGAGGAGUCGGAGGAGGAGGAGCCGGUUCAGUUGAGAGCUCGUGUGCGAGAGCGAGAGGAGAGCAGCGAGGAAGAGGAGGAGGAAGAAGAGCUGGACGAAGAGGAGAUCGAGCGGCGGCGGUCGAUGAUGCGUCAGCGAGCUCUGGACAGGAAGCUGGAGGAACAGGAAGUGAUGGAGGUGCAGGAGGAGGGGAAAUCCGACCAAUCAGAGUCCGAGUCCGAGUACGAGGAGUACACCGACUCAGAGGACGAAGCCGAACCGCGACUCAAGCCCGUCUUCAUCAGGAAGAAAGACCGUGUGACUGUGGCCGAGCGCGAGAUGGAGGAACAGCGCCAGAAAGAGGCGGAGCAGGAGCAGCGGCGCCUGGCGGAGGAGAGGAGGAGAUAUUCUCUGAAGCUGGUGGAGGACGAAGCCAAACGAGAGUUUGAGGAGAACAGGAGGAACGUGGCGGCGCUGGAGGCUCUGGACACCGACCCCGAGAACGAAGAAGACGAGUACGAAGCCUGGAAACUCCGGGAGCUCAAGAGGAUCAAGAGAGACCGCGAGACCCGAGAGCAGAUGGAGCGGGAGAAGGCGGAGGUGGAGAGGUUCCAUAACCUGACGGAGGAGGAGAGACGAGCCGAACUCAGAGUCCAGGGAAAAACCGUCACCAACAAAGCUCCAAAAGGAAAGUCCAAGUUCCUCCAGAAGUACUACCACCGAGGAGCCUUCUACAUGGACGAAGAGGACGAGGUUUAUAAACGAGACUUUAACGCUCCAACUCUGGAGGAUCAUUUUGACAAGACCGUCCUGCCCAAAGUCAUGCAGGUGAAGAACUUUGGCCGCUCAGGUCGUACUAAAUACACUCACCUGGUGGAUCAGGACACGACGUCGUUUAACUCGGCCUGGUCCCAGCAGAGUCUCCAGAGCAUCAAGUUCCUCAAACAGAAAACUCCAGGAGGAAAAGACAAAGAGCUGUUCGACCGUCCGUCCGUGAGCAAGAGGAAGACCUAGACCGGGACCCGAGACUAAGACCAGGACCAGAGACCAGAGACCAGAGCUGAUCGACCAGCCGUCUGUGAGCAAGAGGAAGACCUACACUGAGACCUAAACUGAGACCAGGACUUAGACCAAAGCAUCAGAUGCCCUCCCAGAUAAAGUCCUUCAGGUCGUGGGCUGGAGCCGAGCGCUUUGACUCGGACUAACCUGUAAAUAAAAGGAUAAAAUUCUGUCUCUGUAAAAAGUUUCAUAAAAUGUUAAUUUGUAGAAUUUUGUGUUUGUGAAAAAUGUUUUUAAUUAAAAAACAUCUUGAUUAAACUCCAGAA
Molecule: messenger RNA, 1751 nt
Organism: Boleophthalmus pectinirostris (great blue-spotted mudskipper)
Lineage: Eukaryota; Metazoa; Chordata; Actinopteri; Gobiiformes; Gobiidae
Gene: mfap1
Product: microfibril associated protein 1
Exons: 9
Coding region: 97-1440 (447 amino acids)
Biological process (GO): mRNA splicing, via spliceosome
Cellular component (GO): U2-type spliceosomal complex
Molecular function (GO): RNA binding
Source: RefSeq, a predicted model, not a curated record